UUCAGACACUAACUGCAUUUGCACCUCACUAAAAACCAUCGGCAGCUUCCAGUAAUAAUUCUUACCUGGAAAGGGCCGAGUUGUUAGCCUGCUUUCGGCAUCGUGAAUUUAUUAGUCCGCUUUCCGUUCUACCAAAGUUUAAUGUACCUAUAGAAAAUGCUUCGAUAUAUAGCAGUUAUCAUUGCUAUUGCACACUCAGUGAACAGUCAAAGGUGCCCAAAUGGAUGGCAAAGGUAUGGCGAUUCUUGCUACCUUAUAAGAACAGAUUUAAAGAAUUGGUACGAAGCAAGGUUAGCAUGUGAAUCAGAUCAAGGAGAUUUGGCUGUUGUUAAAACAGCCGAUGUCAAUACAUUUCUAACAGGUCUGAUAAAGAACACAGGCUCAUCUCAUUGGAUUGGAUUGCAUGAUACCAGUAAUGAAGGAGACUUUGUAUGGAUCGACAGUACACCGUUAGAUCCUAACACAGCACAAUGGAAUAAUGGUGAGCCGAAUAAUUACGGUAGCGGUGAAGACUGCACAGAGAUGAGUACAAACGGCAAAUGGAAUGAUCUAUUCUGUACUUACACUCGGCGAUAUAUCUGUGAGAGGUCUGCGGAUAUUCCAAUCAAUUGUGAUGAGAGUGAUGGCUGGUAUGAUGGCAACGGUAAAUGUUAUAAGUUUAUGAACCGGGACGCAUCUUGGGAUGAUGCUGUAAACUACUGUACAUCCGUUGAUGCUGAGUUAGUGAGUAUCAAGAGUCAGGAUGAGCAGAAUAUCGUCACCUAUAUGGUUUCCAUUCACCAAGCGACGGCUUGGAUCGGUUUGUCGGAUAAGAAUUCUGGAUCUGCCGGAAUGUACGAGUGGAGCAAUGGCGAUCCAUAUUCUUUAUCUGCUCACUACAAUCACUGGGCAACCAACCAACCAGACAACAGGUUUUACACACAAGGAGGUAAUUGUGUAGAAAUUCUAAACACUGCCAAAACUGGAGAAUGGAACACAGCUCCUUGUACAAAUCUUGCAAAAUCCAUUUGUAGAAAAGAAGAAGGCACAUGUGCUCCAGGUUGGAGGCUACACAAGGGUUAUUGUUACCAGUUCAACGAUAAUAACGCCCACACGUGGACAGAUUCAAAACAUUAUUGCGAGGCCCAGGGUGCUUAUCUCACGUCAAUUCUCAGUAACACCGAAAAUGACUUUAUUCAAAAGCAGUUUGAGGACUUAUCAACAGUUGGAAUAACUGACUACUGGAUUGGUAUCUCAGACUAUGCAAGUGACGGUAUUUUCCAGUGGUCUGAAGGUACAACAACAGCCGAUUAUAGUAACUGGAAUCCGAAUAUGCCAAAGAACGUGCCGAACCAACCCGAUUGUGGAAAAAUAUUUGUAGAUGACGCUGCUGGUAAAUGGGACUCGGAUAACUGUUUCCUUCUGCUGGCAUUUGUCUGUAAAGCCAAAGUUGGAACAAAUAUCAAGGCAAUUUCCCCCGUCGUUGGGGUUGGCUCAUGUCCACCGGGCUGGUCACUAAAUGGCAACAGCUGUUACAAGAUUACAACUGAUGCGGAUCUAACAUUCGAUGCCGCGUCUGCAGCAUGUCAGAACAUCCAGGCUGAACUUGCAAGCAUCCACGACGAGGAUACACAGUCAUUUAUGUCAUUGAAAACGGAAAUUGCACAGAAAUAUUUGUGGGUUGGUCUUCAUGAUACCAGUAACGAAGGGAAAUUUGAGUGGCUUGAUGGCACGCCAUACGAUUUUACCAACUGGGCACCUGGAGAACCAAAUGAUUAUGGUUCUGGGGAGGACUGCGUUCAUCUUGCACCCUGGGCGAAUUCUAUGGGAGAGUGGAACGACUUAGCAUGUACUGGGACUGCUGGCUAUAUAUGCCAAAUGCCAAAAACUUGUGAAACUUUAACAUCUGGGAGCACAGAUGAUCAGUACUACUACCGCUACCACGACUCCCCUCUUUAUGAAUCACGCGUUGAUUUCGAAGCAAAGGCAUCAAACGAUGUACACAUUGGUCUGUCGUCUGCCGCCAAUGACAUGACUGAAAUGUAUGAAGUUGUUAUUGGAGGAUGGAAUAACCAGAAUUCGGCCAUCCGACGUUGUAAACAAUGCUCAAACGAGGUAUAUGUAUCUACUCCAAGCAUUUUAAACGAAAACGAGUUCCGCGGAUUCUGGAUUACUUGGGAUGACGCCGGGAAGAUCAGCGUUGGCAAGGCAGGCCAGUCAGCAUUCAUGGAAUGGACCGACCCGAAUCCACUUACAAUUGCGUAUGUUGGCUACUCAACCGGCUGGGAUAGUAAUGGAGAAUUCCGUUUCUGCGAUUUAACUUCUGGAGGCAGCGUUCCCCCUGAUCCUCAACCUACUCCUAUCUUUAAUUCUCGUUGCGGACUUGGCUGGGAGUACGACGCGUUGAGUGGUAGCUGCUAUUUGUUCCGUACUGACGAUUUCAAGAGUUGGAAUGACGCUGAAUUCGUGUGUAACAACGAGGGAGGGUAUCUUACCAGUAUAACAAAUCUACAAGAACAAAGUUAUAUUAACGCUCGCAUUGUGUACAUAAACGAAGGUGCUCUGUGGACCGGAGGUAACGAUAAGACCACAGAAGGUGGAUGGCGCUGGUCUGAUGGCAGCCCAUUUGCGUACCUGAAUUGGAAUGCAGGUGAACCGAACAAUGUAGGCGCAUUGGGAGAGCAUUGUUUAGAAUUGUACAGCAAAACAGGAUUAUGGAAUGACCAAUCAUGUUCUAAUACUCUUGGAUAUAUCUGCAAGAAAGACGGAUACAUAGUAUCACAUUACAACACAUAUCCUAACUCAGCAAUUGAGGGGUACAAUAAUAUCCACCUGACGGACGUCUUCCCAGAAGACUGUGCAAAACGUUGUAUCGGAGAAACUUCGUUUACCUGCCGGUCUUUUGACUAUUACAAGAACUCCCAGGAAUGUGAUUUAAGCGAUAAAGAUAAGGAUAUGGUUGGCGGCCUAAAGACCACUUAUGAUGGAUCUCCGUACGACCAUUACGAAAGAUUGAUGGACGCUACAACCGAGAUGCCACCUACAACCCCGCCCCCUGGCUAUCGCUGCCGAGAUGGAUGGAACUCAUACGACAAAUAUUGUUACUUCCUUUCAAGUACUGAUGGAACUUGGUCUGAAGCUAGAGACAACUGUCGUGGAAUGGGAGGAGAUCUUGCUUCUAUUCACAACGACAAUGAGAACAAUUAUAUUAAUUCUCUCCAGACAGCUGCUUCAAGCGGUAAUAUUUGGAUCGGUUUAAAUGACUUGACGUACCAGAUGAGUUUCACAUGGAGUGAUGGGUCCGAUAUGGACUACGCUAUCUGGAACACAAACGAACCCAAUAAUCAUCAAGGAAGUGCAGAAGACUGCGUUGAGAUGUACACAAAUAAAGCAUGGAAUGAUAACGAUUGCGUGAACAGGAGACGCUUCAUCUGCAAGCGAAAGAAGGAAAACCUACCUCCAACACAAUUUCCUCCUACUCCAUCUGGAUGUGAUCAAGGUUGGAUCGCUUACGACUAUUCUUGUUACAUGUUUGUAAGUACGACGACAGUGACGUCAGAUUCUGCAAUACAGAGCUGCCUGAGUAUGGCGGGACAUCUAGUGUCAAUCAACGACAGGUUUGAGCAGACAUUCAUAUCCAGUCAACUAGGUCUUGCAAGUGGACAGUACUACUGGUGUGGUCUCGUGAAACAAGACGAUGGUUCUUACACAUGGAGCGAUGGUUCUUCGGUGGCGUACACCAAUUGGGACAAAGGGCAACCAGACGACAGAGAUGGUAAAUGUGUAGCAGUGUCGUCUGGUAAAUCGGCGGGACUAUGGUCAGACUCCGCUUGUGAUUCUUCGUACAAUUACAUUUGUGAAAAGUUACGUUUUGGAUUCACCGACAAACCCAUAGUUACAUACGACCCAACGGACCCAAGUAGCUCCGGAUGCGCUCCUGGUUGGAUUGGGUAUGGUAACAACUGUUAUCGGAUUAAUGAAGUUAGUACGACCAAACAAUUAAAGACGUGGUCAGAAGCUUCAUCAUUUUGCCGCGCACAAGGAGGAAAUCUUGCCAGCUUCCACACUUCGGCUGAAGAAAAGUUCAUAAAGAACGCAGCAAAAGUCGCUGAUUCAGCAACUGGAUAUUGGAUUGGACUCAGCGAUCAGACAAAAGAAAAUGGAUUCACAUGGACUGAUGGAACCCCAGUUGACUAUACAAAUUGGGAAAAUGGAGAACCUAACAACGUUAAUGAAGAAGACUGUGUAGAAAUGUUCUUCUCUACCCGUAACUGGAACGACAUCGGCUGCGAUCGUACGAGACACUGGGUCUGCAAAAUUGCCAAAGGUUCAAUGCCGGUCACGGUUGCUCCACCAAACACCCCAACAGCUUAUCCACUGUGUCCCGGCAGCGAAGGAUGGAUUCGAUACGAUAACUAUUGCUACUACUUUAGUAAGGCUUCUGGAAGUGGUCGGUUAUCGUGGCAGGAAGCCGAUGGCUACUGCCAUGUACACAACGGUAAACUCGCUUCCAUUCAUAAUGAGCCGGAGAUGAAUUUCAUAAACGAUAAUACUGAUAUCACAAUUAGUUCCUACUGGAUAGGUCUAAGAGAAUACGAAAUCAGGGGUGUCUACACGUGGUCAGAUUCUACGCCGUUUGAUUACGUCAACUGGGCGCCUGGUGAGCCAAAUGACUUCAACGGAGAGGAACAGUGUGUUGAGCUCUACACCUCAAUUGGUUCAUGGAAUGAUCUGAACUGUGGUGACAAGAUUCCAUUCAUUUGCAAGAAGCCGUUUGGAAGCAUAGUUACUAACGCUCCACCAACAACUGCUUUGCCACAGGGCAACUGUCCUUCUGGCUGGAUUGAGUUUAACAAGCGAUGUUAUCAGUUCCACGGAUCUAUCGAAUCGGAUCGCUUUGGUUGGAGGGACGCAAGAGACAAGUGUCGCAACGUCGGCGGAGAUCUUGUCACUAUACAUGACCAGCGUGUUAAUGCUUUUCUUACCACCAAGCUAAAAGGUCUGGAUUAUCGUAUGUGGAUUGGAUUGAGUGAUCUAACAACCAACAAACAGUUUCGCUGGACUGAUGGAACGACUGUGGAUUAUACAAAUUGGGCCGGUGGAGAGCCGAAUGAGGCCGGUGGAGGGGAAGAUUGCGUAGAACUGAUUGGGAGCGAGUACCAAGCUGGUCUGUGGAAUGAUAAUUCGUGUGAUAAAAUGAAUGGUUAUAUAUGCCAGGAUGCCUUUGAUAGCAAUGCCCCAGAGCCCCCGGUUACAAGUACAACAUGCCAAAGCGGGUAUCGACAAUAUUACGACGGUUGUUUCCAAUACGUGGAUGGUAGUUUUGAAUUUAGCAAGGCUAUAACUACGUGCACAAACCUUGGUAACGGUGCUUCGAUAGCAAACGUUGUGGAUGUCUAUGAACAAGCGUUUAUUGAGCAAAUCAUUGGUGACAAUGGAGGAGGAGAAACUUGGAUUGGCAUGGUUGACGAUAAGAUUGCCGGUGAGUAUCGAUGGGUGAACGGAUGGCCAGUGUGGUAUACUAAAUGGGGGAGCAAUGAACCAAGUUAUGGUCCUGGCGAAGGUUGUGUAAUGAUCGAUGCUAAAGGCUAUUGGGACGAUACUAAGUGCAAUGACCAGCAUCCUGUUCUGUGCAAGUACUCCCUAGCACCAAUACCAACCAACCCUCCUGACCUUCCUGGCACAUGCCCAACAGACUGGGAACCAUUCGGAAGUUACUGUUACUACUUUGAACUCAACGGAAGAUCAACAAUCUCAUGGCCUGAAGCCCAAUUUAGCUGUGCACGGAUUGGCGCGCAUCUUGCUAGUAUCCACACGAAAGCAGACAAUGAUUUCAUCUCGAAAAAAGCAACAGAUUCCGGCUUGGAUUUAUGGGUCGGCCUUUACAGAACAGAUGCCGGCGGAUUUGCAUGGUCAGAUAACACCCCAGUUGAUUACACUAACUGGAACGAUGGCGAGCCAAGUCUUAUCCAUAACGGUGAACACGAAAACUGCGUGGAAGUACUACGACCAUACGGUAAAUGGAACGACAUCGAAUGUUACAACAACCAAGGAUACGUUUGCAGGAUUGACAAGACUCCACUCACAGGAAUGACUACAAAACCAAAUGUUCCGAAAACUACACAGCGCCAUCGUACGAUUGUUAAGCAAACGACGAAGAAGUCAAAUACCGAAAGACCAACCCCGCCGCCUCAAAAAACAACAAGGAGACCACAACCACCACGAACGACGGACAAGGACGGCGGAAGUAAUGAGCAAACCCAAACUCCACUAGGAGCAGGUGCGAUUGCUGGGCUAUGUGUUGCAGCUCUGGCGGCCAUUCUUCUUGUGAUUAUAAUAACUUAUUUCGUUGCUGGCCGUUCGACGAGGAAACACAGCGAUCCAACUGGAAUGGGAAGUGUCGGUUUCGAUAACGCUUUAUAUAACGCAGGAUCAAAUUCAGUACAAGUAGACAAAAAAGAUUUAGAUUAUGACGCAUAAUGUUUUAGUUUUUAGCGUAAGUUCUAUGUACAGUCACAGUGUUUGAAAUAAUUAUUUUACAACGCAAAUCAGUUAAUGACAAUAAUACCAAAGAGUGAAACAGAAAACAAAAAAAUUGAGGUUGACAUAAUACCAUGAUAUGUAUUUUUUAGUCAUUAUAACACACCUAAACAGAUCCUGUCAUUAUUGAAUUUCGUAUCACGUGACAUUGGUUAUUUACACUAUUCGCCACUCAUCAUGAAAAUUUAGUUCCAUUCGUGCAUUCUUUGUUCCAUCGUAUUGUCCCAUUGCACCCACCACCUAAUACAAUAAUUUCAUUGGUUGAAAAAAGAUAGAAGAAACUUGCCUAUUUUCUCACUUUGCACCUUUGAUUGUCGCUAUAUAAAUAUUUGUUAUUAUUAUUAUUAGAACUUUUUUCAUUUUAAAUGGCAAAGAUCUAGUUCAGAUGUUGUAAAACGAAAAAUGAAUGUUGAAUAUACGAUUGAAACAUUCAUUAUUUAUAUACCACCUAAUAAAGUGUACCGUACUGUAUAAUUUACUGGCUUUGACUCAAAUUUCCCUAUCCUUAAGGGUCGGAGUACGCCCUUACUAAUCAUCACAAAGCGUCCUAUCGGCUAACAUUUACUGCUUUAUAGAUAUCAAAACUUAGCAUAUCCUUCCAAAUCAUAUACAGUAUUAGAAAUAUUGCCUUACCUUUCUUUCAGCAAGUUGUGAGCAUUGUAUAAGCUUAAUAACCCACACAAUAUUAUUUUUUCCCGUUCGUAUAAAACGUUCAAGCAAUGUAAAAUAAUUCAGUUUGUAAUUCAUUUUAUUAGCUCUGAAUAACAGAUACAAACAUUUCAAUGAUGUUUGCAAACUUUUCCGCAACUGGCAAAGAAUAGCAAUGGACAUUGAUGUAUGAAUGUAUUAUAGGCUCAUCUGGCUUCUGAUAUCAACGGAAAUAGUGGCCUAGGCCUGUAAAGUGACUUUUGGAGAAAUUAUGUGAAUUAAAAUUUUAAAAAAAAACUUCAA
Messenger RNA from Anneissia japonica, 7470 nucleotides. Its product is annotated as macrophage mannose receptor 1-like. Bases 157 to 6459 code for a protein of 2100 amino acids. The record is from RefSeq and is a predicted model, not a curated record. Gene Ontology annotation, molecular function: signaling receptor activity. The transcript is spliced from 43 exons. Lineage: Eukaryota; Metazoa; Echinodermata; Crinoidea; Comatulida; Comatulidae.